GGACCUGAUAAGGGUAACUUAAUUUCAUCUUUUUUACAAAAGAAAGCUUUAAAUUUUAUAAAUUCAUCGCUUUACAAAUCAGAACAAGAUCUGGAUUCAUUAAUUCAAAUCAAUAAAACAUUGCAAAAAAAAAUAAAUAAACUGGAAAAUUUGAAUUCUAAAAAAAGUCACAAAAUUAGACAAUUAGUAGGGACAUUAUCGCAAUAUAAACGUAAACAUAAUCAGCAUAUUUCAAGUGUAUGUGCUGCUGCUCAUAAGCCUCCAAUUAUAGAUUCACGAAGCUUAAAAUCAAGUAUUCAAUCAUUAAUUAUGAAAAACAAAUACGAAUAUAAGACCCAAUUUAUUAAUAUGACUACACAAGUAUCACAAAUCGGUCAAAUGUCAUUUUGA
Cetraspora pellucida is the source of this 390-nucleotide messenger RNA. The record is from the annotation of a GenBank genome assembly. Lineage: Eukaryota; Fungi; Glomeromycota; Glomeromycetes; Diversisporales; Gigasporaceae.